This is a messenger RNA of Setaria italica (foxtail millet), 1761 nucleotides long. RefSeq names its product triacylglycerol lipase 2. The record is from RefSeq and is a predicted model, not a curated record. Gene Ontology annotation, biological process: lipid metabolic process. The transcript is spliced from 8 exons. Gene Ontology annotation, molecular function: hydrolase activity, acting on ester bonds. The coding region runs from base 1 to 1245 and encodes 414 amino acids. NCBI's taxonomy places the organism in Eukaryota, Viridiplantae, Streptophyta, Magnoliopsida, Poales, Poaceae.
AUGCCAGGAGGGAGGAGGAGCAGCCGCAGCGCUGUGACGAGCUUGACGUUUCUGCUCUGCAUGGGAGCAGCGGCCGUCCUUGUGGCAGCGCGGCCAGCUCCGGACGCGCCACAUGCGGCGGCGGACAACGGCACGUGCCAGUCCAGGGUGGAGCCGUUCGGGUACAAGUGCGAGGAACACACCGUGACCACCGCGGACGGGUACAUCCUGAGCUUGCAGCGGAUCCCGGGCGGCCGCGGCGGCUCCGGCCAAUCGCCGGCCGGUAAGAUCCCGGUGCUGUUGCAGCACGGGCUCUUCAUGGACGGCGUGACGUGGCUGAUGAACUCCCCCAGCGAGUCCCUGGGCUACAUCCUGGCGGACGGCGGCUACGACGUGUGGAUCGCCAACAGCCGCGGCACCGUCUACAGCCGCGGCCACACCACGCUAUCCUCCACCGACCCGGCGUACUGGGACUGGUCGUGGGACGAGCUCGCCGGUGACGACCUGCCGGCGGUGGUGCAGUACGUGUACGCGCAGUCCGGCCAGCAGAGGAUGCACUACGUCGGCCACUCGCUAGGGACCCUCAUCGCGUUCGCGGCGCUCAGCGAGCGGCAGCAGCUCGGGAUGCUGCGGUCGGCGGGCCUGCUCAGCCCCAUCGCCUACCUCGACAAGGUCUCCUCGCCGCUCGCGCGGGCGGCCGCCGACGUCUUCCUCGGCGAGGCUCUGUACUGGCUAGGGCUGAAUGAGUUCGACCCGACAGGGGAAACUGUUCACAAACUAGUGACUGACAUAUGCUCCCAACCAGGGAUCAAUUGCUACAAUCUGAUGUCAGUGUUCACAGGUGACAAUUGCUGCCUCGACAACUCCUCUGUCCAGGUGUUCCUUGCCCAUGAGCCACAAGCUUCGGCAACCAAGAACAUGGUCCAUCUGGCUCAAAUGAUCCGCCGGGGGACGAUCGCCAAGUACGACUACGGCAACGCAGCGGACAACACGAAGCACUACGGGCAGGCGACGCCGCCGGCCUACGACGUGUCGGCAAUCCCCGACGACUUCCCGCUCUUCCUAAGCUACGGCGGCAGAGACAGCCUCUCGGACGUGCUGGACGUCGGCCACCUGAUCCAUCAGGCGCUCAAGUCGCACGAUGGCGACAAGCUCACCGUCCAGUACCUGGACAACUACGCGCACGCCGACUUCGUCAUGGCCGGCAACGCCCGGGAGAGGGUCUACGCGCCUCUCAUGGCCUUCUUCAAGCUGCAGGAAAAAUGACGGCGGGCGUGAUUGUCACUACGGUAGCAUUGUAAAUGAUGUGAUCGGGAAUGUGCAGAAUGUAACCAUGGAGAUGUUUGAAUGUCCAUAUGGUUGUACGCCAUGUAAUUUCUUCACAACCAAAAUUCAAACGGUUACCACAAAGUUGGAUCUGGGUAAUGGCUUAGUGUGUACGGUGGCUGUAAGAGGACGAAGGGAAGGCAAAAAACAUUCUAUACCACUUUGAUGAAUUAAUAUGCAACGGGAAGACAGCACAGAUUAUCGUUGCAGUGCUAUUCCCUAUUGAAGUUCCAUUCACAAUGGAAUUCCUCCAGUUAAGUUCCAUCCCAAUGCAAUCUAGAUAUGCUUCACCUUCCGAUAGUCGCAUGCAAUUUAAUACUACAUUUUCUUACUACCAUUUCUUUUCAUAGGCAUUUCAGAAGAAAUUUAACGAGUCACCAAAAUUUUAAUAGGUUCCAUGACUUCCUGUCUUUUUUGGGGGACAAGUUUUUAACAAGAUUUUGUUCAACCCAUGAC